UUUCAUCUGAAUAACUUCCAAUUUUGUUUAUAGUAUUGUUGACGCCUAUGCCCAACUUAUAGAUCUCGUAGAUGUCGAAAAUAUUCGGAGUUAAUGGCACUACAUAAUGAUGUUUUUGAAUGUUGUGCCGGACGAUUCGUUUUUGAAAAACCAUGAUCAGCAAUAUUUCUUUAUGGCCCGAAAAGGAGUACACCUUGUAUCUGAUAGCAUCUUUUCUACGAAUUCAAAGAUGUAUCACAUUUUUUCUGAGAUAUAAAGAAAC
Acanthoscelides obtectus is the source of this 262-nucleotide messenger RNA. The record is from the annotation of a GenBank genome assembly. NCBI's taxonomy places the organism in Eukaryota, Metazoa, Arthropoda, Insecta, Coleoptera, Chrysomelidae.